Molecule: messenger RNA, 657 nt
Organism: Rangifer tarandus platyrhynchus (Svalbard reindeer)
Lineage: Eukaryota; Metazoa; Chordata; Mammalia; Artiodactyla; Cervidae
Source: the annotation of a GenBank genome assembly
AUGGAUGCUGGGACUCGCCCAGUUGGUAGCUGUAGCAGCCCUGCCGGGCUGUCUCGGGAAUAUAAACUAGUGAUGCUGGGUGCUGGUGGUGUAGGGAAAAGUGCCAUGACCAUGCAGUUCAUUAGCCACCGAUUUCCAGAAGAUCAUGAUCCUACCAUUGAAGAUGCUUAUAAAAUCCGGAUCCGUAUUGAUGAUGAGCCUGCCAAUCUGGACAUUUUGGAUACGGCUGGACAGGCAGAGUUUACAGCCAUGCGGGAUCAGUAUAUGAGGGCAGGAGAAGGGUUUAUCAUCUGUUACUCCAUUACUGAUCGUCGAAGUUUCCAUGAAGUUCGGGAGUUUAAACAGCUUAUUUAUCGAGUUCGACGUACUGAUGAUACUCCUGUGGUUCUUGUGGGAAACAAGUCUGACCUAAAGCAGCUAAGACAGGUCACCAAGGAAGAAGGAUUGGCUUUGGCCCGAGAAUUCAGCUGCCCCUUUUUUGAGACAUCUGCUGCAUACCGCUACUACAUCGAUGAUGUAUUCCAUGCCCUUGUCCGGGAGAUUCGUAGGAAAGAAAAGGAGGCAGUGCUGGCCAUGGAGAAAAAAUCUAAGCCCAAAAAUAGUGUAUGGAAGAGGCUAAAAUCACCAUUCCGGAAGAAGAAAGAUUCAGUAACUUGA